GAGGGCGGAGGAUAAAAGCAGCUUCGACUGCCUAGAAAACCGUGCUGCGUCGUCUGGGCUACCCAAAACUGAGCGGCUUUGCGAAGCGUUUCCACCUGGCAACCUCGGGUCGCUUAGCGGUCGAGUCGACCCCCGUUGUUUUUCCUGUAUAGGGGCUGCGGAGACCAGGAGGAGGAAUCCAUAGCUGUCGGCGCCAGAGCAUCCGCUGUCCACCAGCGGAGCCUAGCCCCUCAAAGCCGAACCUGAACUUGAAUUCCAUGCAGCUGAUUGUAGAGCUGGUCUUGAUGCCCUGAGCACCCGGAUCUGCGACUCUCUGUGGACCCAGCCCGACCAUAGGAGGAGGCGAGCUUUCUCUCCGAGGGCACCAGUUGCAGAGACUGGAAGUAAAAUAAAGGCGCACUCGUAUUUCUGAACUUGUGAGGAAGAUUGAGCCUGCUGCUGCACACCUGCUGAUUACGCCUUUGUUUUUCCUGAAAAGCCUGAGCACCUUGUUGUAUUCAGAUACUCAGAUACCCUAUCGACAGCAGGUGGCAUGGCUGGCAUCCUUGCCUGUGUGCGUAAUAGCCGGAGGCAAAAUACAGCCUUGCCGCCUUGGGCCCAUUCCAUGCUGAGGUCCCUGAGGAGGAGUCUUGGUCCUUUGAUGGCCAACUUGCUAGAGAGAAACUUGAAACUGUUCUCUGGGAGGUCAGUGCCAGCCUACGGGGAAGAAACCUUUGAAAAUUGGCUGAUCCAAGUCAAUGGGAUCCUGCCAGAUUGGAAUAUAUCUGAGGAGGAAAAGCUCAAACGCUUGAUGAAAACCCUUAGGGGCCCUGCCCGGGAGGUCAUGCGUUUGCUGCAGGCUGCCAACCCCAACCUAAGUGUGGCUGAAUUUUUGCGGACAAUGAAACUGGUGUUUGGGGAGUCUGAGAGCAGUGUGACUGCCCACAGCAAAUUUUUUAACACCCUGCAGGCACAAGGGGAGAAAGCCUCCCUUUACGUGAUCCGUUUAGAGGUGCAGCUCCAGAAUGCUAUUCAGGCAGGCAUCCUAGCUGAGAAGGAUGCAAACCAGACUCGCCUGCACCAGCUCCUGGUAGGGGCUGAGCUGAAUAGGGGCCUGCACUUCAAGCUUCAGCAGCUUCUCAGGUUAUAUGCAAAUGAGCAGGAUCAGCUUCCCAAUUUCCUGGAAUUAAUCAGGAUGGUAAGGGAGGAAGACGAUUCGGAUGACAGUUUCAUUAAGCGGAAGCGGCCCAAAAGAUCUGAGUCAAUGUUGGAGAGAGCAACAGGCUCUGUGGCAUUUCAAGGCUCCCUACCAAUGGCUACUGGCAGUGCUGACUGCAACGUGAUAGAAAUAGAUGAUACCCUCGAUGACUCAGAUGAGGAUGUGAUCCUGGUGGAGUCUGAGGACCCUCCACUGUCAUCCUCUGAUGCCCCACUACUGAGUGAAAGGGCCAGAUCUGGGGACCAUGUGCUGGUCGUUGAUUCUCCCAACAGUGCCAGGGUUCAGUCUCUUUCAGCCAGUGCUGGUUCUGGGCAUAUGAAUAAUGGUCCUGGGGAUAUGUGUAGAGCUAGGAAACGAAAACAUACAAUGUACUGUUCCUGUUGUGGGGAGGAGGGCCAUUCAAAAGAAAUCUGUGACAGUGAGAAUAACAAGGCCCAGGUGUUUGAGAAUCUGAUCAUCACCCUGCAGGAGCUGACACAUACAGAGGAGGAGGGGUCCAGAGCAGCCCCUCAUGAAUCAAGUGACCCCUCUGAGCCACAGUAAGGUACUAACCCUCAGCCUUCAAUGAACCCCUUCCCUAUAUUCAGAGUUCAGUGAUGGUAAACUGGGACAGGGGGAUUUCUAAUUGCAUGAAUUAAUCUGCAAAACAGCUUUCUUUUGGGGUAGAGGAGAAAGGGUCUGGAGAAGAACGAAUCUGGCAUACUGGUAUGGUGGAAGGAAAAGGACUCACCCAUGUCCUUUGUCUCUCUCCCCACUGCCUAGCAGUCUAUUUUCUGUGUGUGUGCCCAUUUCCUUGAUGACUUUAUUGUUUUUGUGAAGGUGUUAUAUAAUUCACUGUUAAAUCUUCAAAUAUGAAAGAAAAGUACAAAAAGUAAAGUACAAAUUACCCAAAACUCUCCAUGCUCAUGUAACUAUUGUCAGCCCUUUGGUGAAUAUUCUAGAUUUUUCCCUUUAUCUGU
Messenger RNA from Fukomys damarensis (Damara mole-rat), 2157 nucleotides. It is a transcript of the gene Zcchc12, whose product is annotated as zinc finger CCHC-type containing 12. The record is from RefSeq and is a predicted model, not a curated record. Bases 533 to 1741 code for a protein of 402 amino acids. Gene Ontology annotation, cellular component: nucleus. NCBI's taxonomy places the organism in Eukaryota, Metazoa, Chordata, Mammalia, Rodentia, Bathyergidae. The transcript has 4 exons.